Messenger RNA from Cutaneotrichosporon oleaginosum, 2251 nucleotides. RefSeq lists its product as uncharacterized. Gene Ontology annotation, molecular function: protein binding; RNA binding. Lineage: Eukaryota; Fungi; Basidiomycota; Tremellomycetes; Trichosporonales; Trichosporonaceae. Gene Ontology annotation, biological process: regulation of alternative mRNA splicing, via spliceosome; mRNA cis splicing, via spliceosome. Gene Ontology annotation, cellular component: U2-type prespliceosome; U2 snRNP; catalytic step 2 spliceosome. The record is from RefSeq and is a predicted model, not a curated record.
GUUGGGUGGCAAUCCCGUGCAUAGUCGACUCCUCCAUCCUCAUCAUGGCGCUCAACCUCCCAAAGCCCGUACACUCGUACGCAGGAGAGGAUGACCUCAAAAACCUCAACGGCAAGGCCGCCGUCGAGGACGUCGAAGAUGAGGGCGAAUACCGCCCGCCCCGCAUGUCCGACAAGUACCUCAAGGGCAUCAUCUAUCCACCACCCGAAAUGAGGAAAAUCAUCGACAAGACGGCUAUGGCCGUCGCCAAGACGUCGAAGCCGCAGGUGCUCGAGGAUAAGAUUCGUGAGACGCAGACUACCGACCCGCGUUUCGCGUUCUUGAACGACGAGGACCCGUAUCACCAGUACUACCGCUGGAAGCUCGAGUAUUCGCGUGAAGAGCUUGAAGACCAGGCCAAGGGGCUCUCUACAGCCAACGGGACGCCCUCGGGCUCGACACCGGCGCCUGCUGCGGCGAAGCCCGUCCAUCCGGACCUGAUCGGAUAUGAGCCGAAGCAGUGGGAGUUCAUGGUUGAUAUGCCUGGCGUGACGGCACAGGACCUCGACAUUCUUCGGUUGACGGCGCUCUUUCACGCGCGCCGCGGGCGCUCCUUCCUGUCGGCUCUUUCAGUGCGGGAGGGUCGCAACUACCAAUUUGACUUCCUUCGUCCUACCCACUCGCUGUACGGUUACUACAACCGCAUGGUUGAGUCGUACCAGAAGAUCAUGCAACCCGCGCCGGGUCAGAUUGAGGAGAUUAUCCGCGUAGACGCCGACCCAGAAGCCAAGUGGAAGACGCUUGAGGAGGCGGGUAAGCGCGCACUGUGGGAGGAGGGCAAGCGCGCACGCGACGACGUCAAGGCCGCCGAGAAGCAGGAGGAGGAGGAGGCCAUGGCAGUCAUCGAUUGGCAGGACUUUGUGACCGUUGAGACCAUCGAGUUCACGCAGGCCGACAUGGAGCUUGACCUCCCUCCGCCAGCAAGCAACGACAAGCUCAAGGAGAUGAGCAUGGCGGAGCGCCGCAUGGCUGCGAUGAUCAUGGAGGAGCCCGCGGCGCAGGGUGCGGCCGAGGGUGAGGAGAUGGAGCUGGAGGAGGAUGAGGAGGACGAGGAGGCGCGCAUCGAGCGUGUCAAGGCCGAGCGCGAGCAGCAGCGGACGCGUGACGUCCAACGCGCGGCGCUGGAGAAGAAGGGUGUCAAAAUCAAGAAGGACUAUGUGCCAAAGGGCAUCCAACGCGGUGGCCCAGUGGCCCGCUCCACAUGCCCGUACUGUGGGCAGUCGAUUCCUGAGAACGAGUUGUCGGAACAUAUCCGCAUUGAGCUUCUCGACCCCCGAUGGAAGGACCAGAAACGCGAGCUCGAGGCGCGGCGGCAGCAGCAACAGCAACUGCAGGUGGGCGCGGACAUUUCAACGUCGCUGCGCAACCUUGCGGCAGCGCGAACCGACUUGUUCGGUGAUGAGGAGGAUGAGGAGACACGCAAGCUGCGUGAGGAAGAGGCGGCGCGCAAGCGCAAGGAGCGCGAGAAGAUUGUCUGGGACGGCCACACCGCAUCGGCAUCACGCGUGCAGGACACGUUCAAGGAGCGCUUCAGUGCCGAGGACCGGCGGCAGAAGGCACAGGAGGCAGCAGGAGUCGCUGACGGGCCCGUCAACACUGUUGGACCGCAAGUGGGUCCCGGGAUCAAGGGUGGCAAGGCCUCUGCACCAUUGUUGCCCAAGGCGCCAGCUACGGGCACGAGUGUGACGGGCGCUGCGCAGACGUACGCCACUGGGCCAGCCAUGAACCCAGCGCGCGCUGCGAUGAUCUCAGGCGUUGGCGCCACCCGCCCCGCGCCGGAUGCAGGCCUGCCUCCUCGCCCAUUCAAGCGCGCUCGAGUUGAGAAGCUCCCAGGUGGUCAGCUGUACAGCGAGAUCGACUGGAUGAGCUUGCACCCCGCCCCGAUUACGGUCGCGGUCCAGCUCCCCGCGAUGGGUGAUAAACCUGAGUGGCGGCUGGACGGGAGCGUUCUCGGUGUGCCCGGAGUGCCAGUGAACACCACCUUUGGAACGCUGCGCGAGCACAUUAAGCGCACACUCGAUGCCGACUUGCCGGUAUCACGCCUGCAGCUGACAUAUGGCGGUCGGGUCAUGAAUAAUUCGGCAUCGCUGGCGAGCGUCAAUUUGGGUGAGGGGGAUGUUGUCGUCAUGGCCGUUAAGAAGAAGUAGCUGCGCGGGGCCGGAGAAGGGUGAGGAGUCGUAGCAUGGCUUGUACGGCAUGUAUCAUUACGAAC